UCAACCUACAGCAUAUUAUAGUAAUCUAUUCUAUAUAGAUAUAAUUUUCAUUCACAUUUUGCUUUCUCGGUCGCAUAGUGUAAAUAAUUAAUCUAGUCUAAUUAUUUUCGCCUUGCAACUACAUAUCACAGAAGUAAACAAUAAUGAGCAGUGUAAACAAAUUAUUUUGUAUCGUUUGGUAAAAUAAACUGAAGUUAUUAGGGCUUAGAAAUGGAUUCUAUUGCGUGCGAAUACGAAGAGGGUGAGAUUCCUAUAUGGCAAGAGCCUCGAUGUGAACCUCUAGGAGCACCUAAAGAGAACCUUUGUGAUGAAGCAACCCCCGAACAAUCGUCUGGUGACCGAAUACAUGCUUUGGAAGAGGAACAAGAAAUUCUAUCGUCGUCUGUAUUUUCGUUGACUUCGCACCUCGCACAGGUUGAAUUUAGACUCAGACAAAUUCUUAAGGCCCCUCCAGAAGAGAAAGAUUCUAUGUUACAAGCGCUCGAAGAGUUUACUUCUCGUGGAGUUGAUUCGAGAGAGGCACCCCAAGGAAGUACAGAUGAUGGCGCUUGCAGUGAGUGCGCAGAGUUAGAAAGAAAAAUACGCAGUCAGAGAGCAAAGCAAGCACGUUUCGUCGACAGAUUAAAAAAUCAACUUAAGGAGCUGGAAAGAUUUGCUGCUAGUUCAUCUAAACUUGACGAUUCUAAACAUAGAUCCCUUAUUGAGCAUCUACGAACGGAAAUCGACCGCAGUUUGGAAGAAGGUUGCCACCAACCUCUUACAACAGAUGAAUUACGACAUCAAAUUGACUGUGCAGUUCGUCAGUAUGCUGAUAGGCAGCUAUCAAAGGAUGAAAUUAUCAGCAAACUUCAAACUCAUAUAGAUGAUAUGCAACGUUUCAUUAAAACCAUGAAAAAUGAAGAAUUGAAUGGCAAACCACAGUCCAGUAAGUCGGAACCAAAAAAAGUGGGAAAGCCAAAUACUUUUGAUAAGAACUACAGUAAGAAUAAAGUUAACGAUGAGCUCAAAGCCGAAACUAUUAACUUGAUGAGGAAAGCUUCUACACUGAUUCAAAUAUUUACUGUAUCUCAAUUUGGUUGCUCGCCAAAUACAAAUAAAAGGUAUGAAAGUAAAUCGUCUACAUUAGUUACACAUUGGGGAAACUUAAGGGCUAAGUUAGAAAUGUCAAUAGAUGCUGUACUUCAUAUGGUGUCAAGAGAAAGAUUGUCCCAGUCUAUCAUUGACAGUUAUGACAGUGAAUCAGAAGAAGGUGGCAUAGUAAUUAAUGACGCUCCAUUGACUACAGCUGUUAGGCGUCACUUGGCUAUUAAUUUGAGGGAUCUACUUCAGCAUGGCCUUGUAGGGCAAGAAACAACCUCGCUGGUACCGAUUAUAGGCUGCUUUCCAGUUAGAAGAUCAUCAACGUCCCAAUCCAUUCACAUAUGGGAAGUUAUUUUACGUUACUAUGAUUUGAAUGAUGGUGAUCGUUUUAACUCAACUCCCGCAAGGAAACUAAGUCAAAGCUUUAACCUAGAUAUAGUUGGAGGAACGGCAAUAACCAAUAAACAGAGUUUGUUAAGUGCUAUCGGAGGUAUUCUAGCAUCUCACACUCCAUACAAAAGAAGCUAUGAUGCUCAUUUUAAAGCAUUUGUUUGUGCUGCAUUGAAUGCUCAUAAACUUGUUAUUUGGUUGAAUAUAAUAUUGAAAUGUAGGUCGCUAGUAGACUCCUACUACUCAUCCACAAGUUAUAUAGUUAAUACUGGAUUUCAAGAUGCCUUACAGAGUCUCGAUAGAUUAACGCCAUAUAAUUUUGAUUUGCCUGUUGACCUGGCUGUGAAGCAAUUCCAAAAUAUCAAAGAUGUAUUUAUGUAAGUUAAAAUUGCCUUCCAUAUUACUCUGUGCAUUUAUGUAAUGUGUAAACUGUAAACUCUAGUCCAAUAUUAUAAGUUUAAAUAGUUUUAGUUAAUGCAACAAAUCGUAAAAUUUUGCAUUCAUUGACUUGAUUAUUUUAUGUUUGAUCUGAUAUAUUGGCCUAUCUUUUUAGUCAAAGAGCUUUUUUAAUGUAUAGAUAUGCAUUUAGAUUUAAUUGUAAUAACUUGCAACCAUUAUUUAUACAGUUUACUGUUGUGUAUCUAUAUAGAAGAAUACUAUGUGAAUAAUAUUUAACUGCAAUUUUGUUACUAUAUUUAUAUAUUCAUAACUUAUUUUAGGUUAGUGCUUAUCAUUUGCUGCAGUUUUAUAGAUGUUACUUUGUAGGUCAGCUCAAACCUUGGCAUUGUAAAUAUACAAACAAAAUACAAGAUUAAUUUAUAUACAAUAUUUAACUCAAGACUUAGUGUUGUAUACAAUUGCUAGAACAAAUCGAAAAAAAGAAUAAUUGGUGUAUCUUUACAAAUCACUUCAUGUCACUUAAAAGGCUGGCAAAGCACCUGCAACCUCUAGUGUUACAAGUGUUUAUGGGCGGUGGUGACCACACUAUAUCAGGUGGCAUACCUGCUCCUUUACUUGCUCUGUCAUGAAACAAAUGUACUGAAUGCAAAAUUAUUAACUAUACCUACAUCUGAAUAUUAUGCAGGUGCUCAUGUUUUUUU
Molecule: messenger RNA, 2570 nt
Organism: Zerene cesonia (dogface butterfly)
Lineage: Eukaryota; Metazoa; Arthropoda; Insecta; Lepidoptera; Pieridae
Product: RUN domain-containing protein 1
Exons: 1
Coding region: 211-1851 (546 amino acids)
Source: RefSeq, a predicted model, not a curated record